This is a messenger RNA of Nanorana parkeri, 2952 nucleotides long. RefSeq names its product mutS homolog 2 (gene MSH2). The record is from RefSeq and is a predicted model, not a curated record. Lineage: Eukaryota; Metazoa; Chordata; Amphibia; Anura; Dicroglossidae. Gene Ontology annotation, biological process: mitotic recombination; somatic recombination of immunoglobulin genes involved in immune response; mismatch repair. Gene Ontology annotation, cellular component: nucleus; MutSalpha complex. The transcript is spliced from 16 exons. Bases 52 to 2844 code for a protein of 930 amino acids. Gene Ontology annotation, molecular function: mismatched DNA binding; ATP binding; ATP-dependent DNA damage sensor activity.
UCUGUCAUCCUGUGUUGUGGCCGCUGCUGUGUGGUGGCGGGAGAUUCCAGCAUGGCUGUUCAACCCAAAGAAAGGCUGUCUAUAGACAGCGGGGCGGAGAGCGGCUUCCUGAGCUUCUAUUUCUCCAUGCCGGACAAGCCGGAGACCACCGUGCGGGUGUUUGACAGGAGCGAUUACUACACGGUGCACGGCAGCGAUGCCAUCUUUGCCGCCAAGGAGGUCUUCAAGACCAAUGGGGUCAUCAAGUACCUGGGAUCAGGGGCCAGGAAGCUAGAGAGCGUGGUGCUCAGUAAAAUGAACUUUGAGUCUGUCGUGAGGGAUCUACUUCUUGUUCGUCAGUAUCGGGUGGAAGUUUACAAAAAUAAGUCCUCAAGCAAAUCCUCCAAUGACUGGCACUUGGCAUUUAAGGCCUCUCCAGGGAACCUGACUCAGUUUGAGGAGAUCCUGUUUGGCAAUAAUGACAUGUCCUCUGCGGUUGGCGUUGUUGGUGUCCGUUUGGUCAGCUCUGAAGGUCAGAGAGUGGUCGGUGUGGGUUAUGUGGAUUCCACUCUGAGGCGGCUGGGAGUAUGUGAAUUCCCAGACAAUGACCAGUUCUCGAAUCUCGAAGCCUUGCUGGUUCAGAUCGGACCUAAAGAAUGUGUGAUGCCUGGAGGAGAUAGUGCUGGAGAUAUGGCUAAAUUGAGACAGAUUGUCCUGCGAGGUGGGAUUCUGAUCACUGACAGGAAGAAGGCAGAGUUCAAUACAAAGGACAGCAUUCAGGAUCUUAACCGUUUGCUGAAAGCCAAGAAAGGAGAACAGGUCAAUAGUGCCGCAUUACCAGAGAUGGAGAAGCAGGUUGCAAUGUCUUCUCUCUCAGCUGUUUUAAAGUAUCUGGAGCUGUUAUCAGAUGAGUCCAACUUUGGCCAGUUUGUGAUGACCAGCUUUGACCUGAGUCAGUACAUGAAGCUGGAUAACGCAGCAGUUGGUGCUUUAAAUCUUUUCCCGGGGGCUGCUGAAGACACAAGUGGCACUCAAUCUCUAGCUGGUCUUUUAAACAAAUGCAAAACUCCCCAAGGCCAAAGAUUGGUCAAUCAGUGGAUCAAGCAGCCUCUUAUGGACAAGAACCGAAUUGAAGAGAGGCUGAACUUGGUGGAGGCGUUUGUGACCGAUGUUGAGCUCAGGCAGAGUCUCCAGGAAGAUCUUCUGCGACGUUUUCCAGAUCUUAACCGGCUGGCGAAGAAAUUCCAGAGACAGAAUGCAAACCUGCAAGACUGCUACAGACUGUACCAGGCGGUGAACCAGCUGCCCAAUGUCGUACAAGCCCUGGAAAAAUACGAAGGGUCUCACCAGAUGCUCCUGCUGGCCGUGUUUGUUACUCCGCUCACUGACCUUUCUAGUGACUUCUCCAAAUUUCAGGAAAUGAUUGAAACAACUAUGGACAUGGACCAGGUGGAAAACCAUGAAUUUUUGGUAAAGCCGUCUUUUGAUCCAAACUUGACCGAACUCAGAGAGAAGAUGGAUGAACUGGAGAAGAGCAUGCAAGCUGCGCUUAGCAGUGCGGCCAGGGAGUUGGGAUUGGAUGCCGGUAAAAGUAUGAAACUGGAAUCCAAUGCUCAGCUUGGUCACUAUUUCCGAGUGACCUGCAAGGAAGAAAAGUCUCUGAGGAACAAUAAGAAGUUCUCCACCAUUGACAUUCAAAAGAAUGGAGUGAGAUUCACCAACAGUAAGCUGAGCUCAUAUAAUGACGAGUAUAUGAGAUACAGAGAGGAGUAUGAAGAAGCACAGAACGCCAUUGUGAAAGAAAUCAUCAACAUCUCUGCUGGAUACGUGGAUCCAAUUCAGACUCUGAGCGAUGUAAUAGCUCAAUUGGAUGCCAUUGUCAGCUUUGCUUUAGUUUCAAAUGGAGCACCAGUACCAUAUGUUCGUCCCAUCAUCCUGGAGAAGGGACAGGGACGCAUCGUGCUAAAAUCUGCCAGACACCCAUGUAUUGAAGUGCAGGAUGAUGUGGCGUUCAUUCCCAAUGACAUAACGUUCGAGAAGGAGAAACAGAUGUUCCAUAUUAUCACUGGUCCUAAUAUGGGUGGAAAAUCCACCUAUAUUCGCCAGACUGGAGUAAUAGUCCUCAUGGCCCAGAUUGGCUCCUUUGUACCAUGCGACUUUGCGGAGGUGAGCAUAGUGGAUUGCAUUCUUGCUCGAGUUGGAGCUGGGGACAGUCAGCUCAAAGGAGUGUCGACCUUCAUGGCUGAGAUGUUGGAGACUGCUUCAAUCCUCAGGUCAGCAACCGAGAACUCUCUGAUCAUCAUUGACGAGCUGGGCAGAGGCACCUCCACCUAUGACGGUUUUGGCCUGGCCUGGGCAAUCUCAGAGUACAUCUCUACUAAAAUCCGAGCAUUUUGUUUAUUUGCUACUCACUUCCAUGAACUAACCGCUCUGGCCGAUCAGGUGCCAACUGUGAACAAUCUACACGUCACGGCGCUUACAACAGAUGACACGCUGACCAUGCUUUACAGAGUCAAGAAAGGCGUCUGUGAUCAGAGCUUUGGCAUACACGUAGCUGAGCUGGCUAACUUUCCGAAGCAUGUGAUUGAAAAUGCCAAAGCAAAAGCAUUAGAGUUGGAGGAAUUCCAGUUUGUUGGGGCUUCGGCAGAAUCUGAGGAUGAACCUGCCUGCAAGAGACGCUGCAAAGAAAAAGAGGAAGGGGAGAAGAUAAUUCAGGAUUUUCUCACCAAAGUGAAAGCUCUUCCACUUACUGAAAUGUCUGAGCAGGAAAUAAAAAGCAGACUGAAUCAGCUGAAGGCUGAUGUUCUAGCCAGGAAUAAUGGCUUCGUCAAUGAAGUUAUCUCCCGCACAAAAGCCGAAUGCUGAGCCUCAGUGUGUGUCUGGGGAGGUGAUCUCUGUGUCUGGCUGUGUUCUUACAGCUCUCUGCAAUACUGUAGAAAAUACACAACGUGCAGCUAUACUGAAGAAAUCCAA